Molecule: messenger RNA, 2084 nt
Organism: Danaus plexippus (monarch butterfly)
Lineage: Eukaryota; Metazoa; Arthropoda; Insecta; Lepidoptera; Nymphalidae
Exons: 10
Coding region: 121-1749 (542 amino acids)
Biological process (GO): fatty-acyl-CoA biosynthetic process; long-chain fatty acid metabolic process
Molecular function (GO): long-chain fatty acid-CoA ligase activity
Source: RefSeq, a predicted model, not a curated record
AUAAACAAUAGAGGCAACUGCAAAAAAAAACUGCUGAAAUUGAUAACGGGUAUCUUGUAGUAUUUUAUAUCAGUACCUUGGCGUCUAUUAUAUGAAACAAUCGCAAAAAUUGUAAUAAAAAUGUACUCACAGCGAAUUAAAAAUGGUAUUAUAUACGGGGAUGACAAUAUCCCGCCUACGCCGAAUUUGAAUUAUGGAGCGGUUGCUUUGGAGAAAAUUUUAUCACACGAUCCGAAUGGGGUUGCAUUGAUUGAUGGUGCUAAAGGAGAACAAAUAACAUUCGGUGAGAUGGCACGGAAGAUAGUCAAUAUUGCUUCAUCUCUAACAAAGCUGGGUGUGAAGGUCGGUGAUGUAGUAGCUAUAUGUAGUGAGAACAGAAUCGAAUACCUCAUAGCUACUAUAGCUGUUUUCUGUUGUGGCGGUGUUGUUACUUUUUACAACCCAGCCUACACUAAAGAUGAUCUUAUCCACGGCCUUAACAUUUCUAGACCGAAAUAUGUUUUCCUUUCGGGAGAAAUAUAUGACACACAUUUCGCUACUAUGAGGCACGCGAGCAUCAUCUCUAGAUUCAUAUUAUUCGAUAAAAUAAGAUCACUGCACAGUCACGUGCUCUUCAAAGAUUUAGAGAAUAGUAAAAUUGAUAUAAAUAACUAUCAACCAGUUAAAUUUCAAGGUCAACCCAGAACUGCUAUGAUACUCUAUUCAUCAGGAACAACGGGUAUGGCCAAAGGAGUUAAACUAACACAUUUAAAUUUGAUUGCAAGCUCCUACCAACUACGACCAAUAACAAAAAACACAAUAAAAUUUACGGUUGCACCAUGGUCUAGCACAAUGGGAAUCUUGUGCAGUCUCCGUGAGAUCUUAUAUGGAAGAACACUUGCGUUUUUGGCAAAGUACGAAGAGGAUUUAUUCCUCCAAACUAUACAAAAGUAUAAGGUCGGAGUUCUUAUUAUUGCACCACCCCUCAUCGUAAUGUUAACUAAAUCAGAAUUAGCUAAUAAAUACGAUAUAAGUUCAGUUGAGUUUAUAUACUCAGGAGGUGCACCAAUCGACAAAGAGUCUAUAGAAAAAGUUAAGCAAAGGUAUUCAAAUAUUAAACACGUCCUGCAAGGCUACGGGAUGACAGAAGCGACAGGUGCUAUAACGGACGACUUAGAAAUCGCACCAAAGGAAGGCAGUGUCGGAAGGGCUGCACUAGGAAUAAUAAUUAAGAUAUCUGAUCCUUUUACCAAUAAGACACUUGGACCUGGCGAACCAGGCGAAGUCCGUAUUAAAGGUUUAACUUUAUUUGAAGGUUACGUCAGAAAAGAUAUGAAAAAUGAAUUUGACGAGGAAGGUUUUUACAAAACAGGUGAUAUAGCGUAUUACGACGAAGAUGGCUACUUCUUUAUUGUGGAUAGAAUAAAAGAACUUAUCAAAUACAAGGCAUGGCAAGUCGCACCCUCAGAACUUGAAGGUCUGAUACUGAAGCACCCGGCCGUUAAAGAUGUUGGUGUUACUGGCGUUCCCGACGAACUUGCCGGGGAACUACCUACGGCCUUUGUGGUGAAGCAACCAAACUCCACAGUCACGGAACAAGAUAUUAUCAAACACGUAGCAAAUAAGGUCGCUCCAUGGAAGAGACUGCGAGGAGGUGUAAUAUUUCUAAAUGAGAUACCAAAAACUCCGAGCGGCAAAAUUCUGAGACGAAAACUACUAUCGCUGCUGCCGAAGCGAAGCCCACUAAAGCUACCUGCCAGCAAAUUGUGAUCCCGAGAGGACUUUGAAUAUUGAAUUAUGAAUUAGUAAUGCCGCUGCUGUUUUCUACAUUAAACAUAAAAUCUUUGAUAGUUUAUUUCUAUAUGAGUCUGUUAAUAACUAAUUUAAUAACAGUCAUUUUGUAGAUUUUUUAAAUGUCUUCAAAACAUAGGAAAAUUAUGAGAAUAUUUUUAACAUCAAAGAUGUUUUUAGUAUUAAUGCCUUAUGCGAAAUAUUCGGCUUUUCUUGAUAUAAAAUUUAAGCGUUCUUUUGAAGAUGAUAUUUAAUAAUAUAAUAGAUGGUUCUGGAUGUAUUCAAAAUAUUACUUAUUGGAUUUUAUUCCUUGA